Molecule: messenger RNA, 2446 nt
Organism: Durusdinium trenchii
Lineage: Eukaryota; Dinophyceae; Suessiales; Symbiodiniaceae
Source: the annotation of a GenBank genome assembly
CCGGCCACUUCCUCGCACCGAUGUUCCCGCCAUGGCUUCCAGCCAUGGCUUUCCGUGCCUUGCAGCCUUUGGCGUGGCUUCGAGUCCGUGUCCGUGCAGCGAGUCCAAAGGUUUGGCUGGCGACGGUCCCCAUCCUGCUGAGCCUUCUGUGGGCUUACCUCCGCCGGGCCGCGCGGAGGCAUCUCCUGGCCUCGUCGCUGUGCCUCACCGCGCCGCUGCGUGCGGCCGGGGUGAAAUACGCGACACCGCUGAAGCCGCUGCGGGGCUGGGAUGGCUGGCAGGCCUCCUGCCCCUGCUGCAAACGCCCUUUGGAGAUCGAGUUGCUCUCGACGCCCCCACAGCGCCCGGCAGUGGCUCCAGAGGCGACUGGCAGGUACGCCUUUCUGAUCUGCCUCUGGGGUGCUUCAGCGGAGUACAUGGUGGGCGCCAUGGUCCUGGGUGCCUCGAUCCGGAAGACCGGCUCUAAGCACCACCGCGUGUGCUUGUACACAGACGACGUGCCUCAGGAACACAUCCGGGAGCUGUCCAAGUUGUGGCGGUGUAAGUUGAUUACCCACGUGGAUGCGGUGAUGGAUCAGCUGAGCUUUCCUGACAAGGAGGAACGCUUUGCCAAGGUCUUCACCAAGCUCCGGGGAUUGGGCCUGACGGAGUAUGAGAAAGUCUUGAUGAUGGAUAUCGAUUUGCUGGUCCGUUCCAACAUUGACGACCUGUUCGAGCUGCCGGCGCCCGCGGCGCUACGCAGAGGAAUGAACGAGUGGGGCUUGGCGCAGCAUGGGAAGCCCAUUGAUGGGCGUUCGUUCCUGCUGGGCGAGGACAAGAGCAUGCCACGUUGGUCCUGGGGCCAAGGCACUGGUAUCAAUGCUGGGGUGAUGCUUUGGCAGCCCAACCAGGAUGUCCUGGAUCAAAUGCUUGCAGAGCUUAGUGAACCCAAUCACCCGGAACAUGUGAAGGGCAACGGGCCGGAGCAAGAUUACUUGAGCCGCUAUUGGGCUGAUGCACCCUGGACAUACAUCGGCGCCCAGUACAACUUUCAGUUGCACCAGAUGUUCUUCGCUUUGCACCCCGACAGGGUGCAAUACGCUGAAAGGGCCAACUUGUUGCAGAACCCCGAGAAUAUCAAGAUUGUGCACUACUCGGGGAAGCCAACAGCCAAGCCUUGGCAUCGGGUCUUGGAUGAGACCUGGAAAGAGUUCUGGCCCAGCCGGGCACGGGAUGAGGAGUAUGUGAAGCUUUUCGCCGAGGAAUUCAUGGGCUACUGGCUAUGGGUGAAACGCGACCCCAAGAUCUUCGAGUCACAUGCCAGUGGCUGGGACAUGGCUGGGAUCGAGCUCAACGAGGAUGGGGAAUACCAGCGCCGCACCGGUGAACAAGUGGAAUGGCUGCCGAUCCCUGAGAGCAUCUCGGGUGGCGCAAUGCAGUUGUUGUCCUCGGUGCUGACGGAAUGGUUCGAUCUUUUUCAGUCCUUGGAGACGGAGUUUGGCUUCCAGCCCACCUUGCUCUCCACAUCGGGUCCACGUGUACGCGCGGGUCCCGUGGGUCGGGAGCUACGCCUGAAGAACACCAUGUGGAAGCGUCCGUUCAGGGCAGGCUGGUGGACAGAAGCCGAGAAGACGGAGAAAGGUGGUGAAGCAGCUGCAGGUGCUGGAAGCGAAGGCCUAGUGAAGCUGACGGUAAGUUGCAGCACUUCGUCUGAAGCAAACUUCGUGUCACUGCGGGACUCAACCAGCGUGUAUGAAGAGCAGGGCUUUGACGUCUCGGGGCUUUACAUCAAGCUUGAGGGACAGACGGCUGCCAGAACCUUCUCCUUGGACAACUUGUCUCCUGAUGGUCUUUUGCCUGUGCACCUCUGGGUGGAUAGCGUCCCCGUGGGCGCCAUCGUGCUGAUGGCCAUCGUCAGCGACGGAGAACGAGCGCUGGGCGACGUGCUGCAGGCCCUGGCGCCGCUGGGCGUGCCGCAAGCAGCCCCGCCUCCGAACACGCAGGCCUUAGCCUGUAUUUCGAUGGCCGGGACCGAAGGGCACGACGUGCCUUGUGCCAAUCAUGCCUCCCCUGACGUCGCCUACGCCUCCGUGCUGUUCGACCCCACCGGGUCUUGAAAGCACAGACGUGCUACGAGUGCGGGACGCAAGUCGUCCAUCCGGCCAUCCCAACGACAAGAGAUGGUGAUUGAUGGUGGGUCUCAUUAGUUUCCUGUGGCUUUAUGAUGCACUCAAGGGUGUACAUGGGUGUACCAUAUGCUGCAUAUGCUGUCGUCCUUUUACUUCAGGAGGUUUCGGCCUGCCUUCGCGCUGGGAAAGUCGGGAGCCACUAUCCACCCUGCGUCUUGUAGAGCAGGAGAGCAUGGUGGUAAGAUGCAAAAUGCCCUGAAACGUUGCGAAAACCAGGUGCGUUUGGCUGCAUUUGUUUGAGCAAACCACCGCUGCACAGAGCUAUACUGUAGGGAUCU